AUGCAUAUCAAAGACAGAACCUUCGUUAUAUCUGGCGGUUCUUCCGGCCUAGGAUUAGCGACAGCGCGCAAUUUGCACGAGAAAGGCGGCUAUGUUGCCAUCUUUGAUCUUAACGCCGACUCUGGAGCAGAGGCAGUGAAGCAGCUUGGCUCCGACAGAUGCCAAUUCUUUGAAACCGACGUCAGUGAUACCGAAACUAUCGAGGAAUCAGUCAAGACCGUCUCUCAAUGGGUACGGAAGACUGGUAAACCGAUUGGUGGUAUUGUCAGCGCCGCUGGUGUAGGAAACCCCGGAAAGAUGAUUGAUCGUAACAACGAUCCGCUUUCCUUGUCAUCAAUCGACUUUGUUUUGAACAUCAACCUCAGAGGAACUCUGGAUUUCGUUCGUCAGUUGCUCCCACUCAUGACCAAGAACCAGCCCACAGAGCCAGACAACGAACGAGGCUGCGUCAUCUUGGUCAGCUCUUCAGCUGCUUAUGACGGACAGCCAGGACAGGUCUCAUACGCUGCCAGUAAGGGCGCAGUGAGGUCGAUGACCCUGCCAAUGGCUCGCGAUCUCGCACAAUUCGGCAUUCGUGUGGUGACCAUUGCACCCUCGCUGUUCGAGUCGAACAUGACGGCUAUGAUGAGCGACAAAGUGCGCAAGUCGCUUGAACGUGUUAUGGAGUUUCCAAAGAGGGCAGGUAGAGGCGAGGAGUUUGCCGAGUUGACGAGGCAUGCUAUCGAAAAUGUCAUGUUGAACGGAGUCGCGCUACGACUGGACGGUGCGAUGCGCAUGCCAUCCAGACUAUAG
Molecule: messenger RNA, 792 nt
Organism: Aureobasidium subglaciale EXF-2481
Lineage: Eukaryota; Fungi; Ascomycota; Dothideomycetes; Dothideales; Saccotheciaceae
Exons: 3
Coding region: 1-792 (263 amino acids)
Molecular function (GO): oxidoreductase activity
Source: RefSeq, a predicted model, not a curated record